This is a messenger RNA of Urocitellus parryii (Arctic ground squirrel), 3987 nucleotides long. It is a transcript of the gene Ssx2ip, whose product is annotated as SSX family member 2 interacting protein. Gene Ontology annotation, cellular component: centriolar satellite; ciliary basal body. The record is from RefSeq and is a predicted model, not a curated record. NCBI's taxonomy places the organism in Eukaryota, Metazoa, Chordata, Mammalia, Rodentia, Sciuridae. Gene Ontology annotation, biological process: intraciliary transport involved in cilium assembly.
GCGAGGCGCUGCGUCCCGCCGUGCCUGUGCCGGCCCGCGGGGCUGCGGGAGCCGCUCUUGGACACCGCGAGCGGUGACUCCCCGCCGCUCCCGGGGGCUGUGACGAUGAGAAAAAUGAGGCCCAGAGGAGAUUUCUAUUCAGGAUCACUUAGUUUGUGAGGAAACCAGCCUGGAGAGAUGGUCUUGCAAUAAGUGACCUAAAUCAGGAUGUGACUCCAGUCUGUUGAUCCAGGCCUGUGAGGGAGCCAUGCAUUGUUUGCCCUGUGUUUUCCAACUGUGAAGCCACCUAAUAGCUACAAACUCAUCAAGAAGGCAAAUUAUUAGGAUAAUAGCAAUUUUUGAAUUUUGGUUGUUUUGGAGAUGCCUACUUAGAAGAGUGACAGCAGCUGGUCUACAUGUUUCAGUGCUAAACUGGUUCCUCAGGUAUCCUGGCUCUGGAAAUUGCUAUGGGAGAUUGGAUGACUAUUACAGAUCCAGGUCUGUCUGCAGAAAGUAAAAAUAUCUCUCAAUAUACCUCAGAAACAAAGAUGUCUCCAUCAAGUCUAUAUUCACAGCAAGUGCUAUGUUCUUCAAUACCUUUAUCAAAAAAUGUGCACAGCUUUUUCAGUGCCUUCUGCACAGAAGAGAAUAUUGAACAAAGUAUUUCAUAUCUUGAUCAGGAAUUGACCACUUUUGGUUUUCCUUCAUUAUAUGAAGAAUCCAAAAGUAAAGACACAAAAAGAGAAUUAAAUAUAGUUGCUGUUUUGAAUUGUAUGAAUGAGCUACUUGUACUUCAGCGGAAGAACCUUCUAGCUCAGGAAAAUGUGGAAACAAAGAAUCUGAAACUGGGAAGUGAUAUGGACCAUCUGCAGAACUGCUAUGCAAAACUUAAGGAACAACUGGAAACCUCCAGGAGGGAAAUGAUUGGGCUUCAGGAGAGAGACAGACAAUUGCAAUGCAAAAACAGGAAUUUGCAUCAGCUCCUGAAAAAUGAAAAAGAUGAGGUACAAAAAUUACAAAAUAUCAUUGCAAGCCGAGCUACUCAGUAUAAUCAUGAUAUGAAGAGAAAAGAACGUGAAUAUAAUAAGCUAAAGGAACGUCUGCAUCAACUUGUUAUGAACAAGAAGGAUAAAAAAAUAACCAUGGACGUUUUAAAUUAUGUGGGGAGAGCUGAUGGAAAAAGAGGCUCCUGGAGGACUGGUAAAACAGAAGCCAGGAAUGAAGAUGAAAUGUACAAAAUUCUCUUGAAUGAUUAUGAAUAUCGUCAGAAACAAAUCCUAAUGGAAAAUGCUGAACUUAAGAAGGUUCUUCAGCAAAUGAAAAAGGAAAUGAUUUCUCUUCUUUCUCCCCAAAAGAAGAAACCUAGAGAAAGAGCAGAUGAUAGUACAGGAACUGUUAUCUCUGAUGUUGAAGAAGAUGCUGGAGAACUAACCAGAGAGAGUAUGUGGGACCUAUCUUGUGAAACUGUGAGAGAGCAGCUUACAAACAGCAUCAGAAAACAGUGGAGAAUUUUGAAAAGUCAUGUAGAAAAACUUGAUAAUCAAGUUUCAAAGGUACAUUUAGAAGGUUUUAAUGAUGAAGAUGUGAUAUCACGACAAGACCAUGAACAAGAAACUGAGAAACUGGAGUUAGAAAUUCAGCAAUGUAAAGAAAUGAUUAAAACACAGCAGCAACUUUUACAGCAGCAGCUCGCUACUGCAUGUGACGAUGAUACCACUUCACUAUUACGAGACUGUUAUUUGUUGGAAGAAAAGGAACGCCUCAAAGAAGAAUGGUCCCUUUUUAAAGAGCAAAAAAAGAAUUUUGAGAAAGAAAGACGAAACUUUACAGAAGCUGCUAUUCGCUUAGGAUUGGAGAGAAAGGCUUUUGAAGAAGAAAGAGCCAGUUGGUUAAAACAGCAGUUUUUAAAUAUGACUACAUUUGACUACCAGAACUCAGAAAAUGUGAAACUUUUCAGUGCCUUCUCAGGAAGUUCUGAUCGGGACAAUCUUAUAGUGCACUCAAGGACACAGCAGAAGAAGCCUCACAGUGUGUCUAAUGGGUCUCCAGCUUGCAUUUCCAAACUGACUAAAUCUCUUCCUGCUUCACCUUCUACUUCAGACUUUUGUCCAACACGUUCCUGUGUAUCUGAACAUAGUUCAAUCAAUGUACUGAAUAUAACUCCUGAAGAAACUACACCAAAUCAGGUUGGAAGAGAAUGUACAAAUCAGAAAUGGAGCAUAGCAUCAAGACCUGGGUCACAGGAAGGUUGCUACAGUGGAUGCUCCUUGACCUAUACAAAUUCUCAUGUGGAAAAAGAUGACUUACCCUAGAUGUGUGGAUGGGAUUUUUUUUUUUUUCAUUAACAUGUUCAUCAGAUUUCACAUCUAAGUUGAAACAGGGUAUGCCAUAAAGUCAGUCAUCUCUAAUAAUUCAAGAUGGUCUGAGUUGUUUGUUUGGACUUCCCUGUCUUCCCCCAAAGAGCUGAAAUGCUAAAUGUCUUUAAAAGGAUAUAAAAGCUUUGGAUAUGUAUUUUUAGUAACAGAAACAUCUGGUUCUGUGAAUAAAGGAAUGUAUAGAUGUUUGGAUGGAAACAAAGCACUAGAAUGAGUUUCCUCUUUAUAGGUAUUAAAAAUAGCACUUUUAGGAAACUGAUUAUUGUAAAUGUUUAAUUUUUGUCCCAAAUAUAGUUGGCAUUGGAAGUUUAACCUUUACUUGAAUGUAUACUGUAGAUUUUUAACAAAGCAAGUUCUAUAUUUAUUAUGUUUAGUGUGAUUUUGAAAUUACCUCUUUCRUAUGUUUUAAAUAAAAUGAAAUUUAUGUAUGUUUUGUACAUAGAUAUACAUGAUUAUGUUAAGAGGCUUUAAGACUUAAAAACUUCUACACAACCAUGAGUAUAGUAAAAUUUUCAGUUGUAUUCUGUUUACAGGUGUGUUAGGACCAUUGCCACAUUGCAUUUAAGGUUGUUUUUUUUUUUUUUUAAUCCAUAUGGGCAAUAAAUAUUCGAAAAUCUGUUCCAUGAAGCUGAGUUCUUUAGAUAAUCAACAUUACUAACAUUACAUUUUUGAGAUUUUUUACAGCAUUAGAUUUUUAUUUUAUAUACAUAGGAUAUUAUAAUUUUUAAAAGACUUGAUUAUAGAGUAAUGGGGCAAGUCAACGAAAGUACCUUUGAAUAACAAUUUAAGAGCAUUGAUUUAAGAUAUUUGGAUGAUAAAGAUAUUUAAGAUGGAUGGUGAUAUUUUCCUUAUUAGAUGGGUACCAGUAAGGUAAUAAUCUAUAUCAGCUAGGACUUUAUAUCAUUGACAAUAAUUUUUUAAUAAUUUUUCAAUGAAAUAUUUAYCACUAAUGAUAAGUAAAUAUGGCAGUACAAAAGUAUUGAAUUUUAUAAUCCAGAAAUGAUACUCUGGACAGUCUUGUGUCAUUUCAUUUUCAGAACAAUCUUAGGCUCUUUUGUCUCUGUAAUGUUUCUGAUAGCAUGUUCUUCAUGAAUAGUAUAUUAUUAUUGAUAGUAAUAAUAAUACUUGUUGGCCCAAGUUCUUCCCCUGGAUUUCCAUCAAAAAGCUUUUAAGUGCCUAACCCUCCCUGCUUUUUGCUGUAUAUAAAAGCCUACACAGGUCCAGUCUUUGCUAGGUGUGGUAGUUAAGUCCCAUCUACCUUCCUGUUUUCUAGCAAUUUAACCACUUACAUAUGCUCACCCUGUUUGUAACUGUUCCAUUUAAAUUUCCAAGACUACCCCCAAAAAAAGGUUUUCAUGUUAUCCAUUCACUAUAUGUGACUCUUUAGCGUUGUGUAGCAGUGGCCAUUUUUUUUCAGGGUUGAUAGUAUCUUGAGACGUUAAUGAAUAUACUAACACUAACCCUAUUUAUAGUUCCAAGGAGCUGGCUCUUGAAUAUUAGUCACUCACUAUCUUCAGCUUGAUGCAUGGACACUUCUUUAGUCUUAAUAUUACAAAUUUUACAGAAUGUCAAGAGAGAUUCUGAGAAGGGACCUAGCUAAGAUAUAAUCAUUCUUUUGCUAUUUUGCAAUAAU